GUUGGAUUUCGUGAUACUCGAACGGGGGGCACUUUAGUCUUAUAUUAAUCCGAUAACGUCACCAAAAUUCAAUCGCCACGUGUCAGAUAAGCCGCUCCAGAAAAUCAAUUCCUCGGGCACCUAAAUAUGCUGUCAAGAUACGCGCCACCCUUCUUGAUAAAACCUCCACUACUUCGCUUAUGCUCCUCAUUAUUAUCUCCUUUCACAGUUUCACUAAUUCCUAGGACUAGAGUUCACUUUUACCAUUGCCAGAACUCAGGGCGCGGGUUCAUCUCCAUGGCUGGAUUUAAUGCGUCUGCCGGAGAAGCAUCGCCGGAACACGUCACUGGUGAGUGGUUUUCAGUGCCGGAACUUCGUCUUCGCGACCAUCGCUUCACUGUUCCUCUCGAUUACUCUAUUGAUCGCAAUGCCUCUCCAGAGAUCACCGUUUUCGCUCGCGAAGUUGUUGCCGUUGGUAAAGAAGAGCAACCACUACCAUACCUGUUAUUUCUACAAGGUGGACCGGGUUUUGAGUGCCCACGACCAACUCAAUCCAGUGGAUGGAUACAGAAAGCAUGCGAGGAAUUUCGUGUUGUAUUGAUGGAUCAGCGAGGAACUGGCCUAUCAACUCCUUUGUCCACAUCAUCCAUGCUGCAACUAAAGUCUGCUGAGAAUUUGGUUGACUACUUAAAACAUUUUCGAGCUGACAAUAUAGUAAAUGAUGCUGAGUUUAUUCGAGUUCGACUUGAUCCUGAAGCCAGACCAUGGACCAUCUUGGGGCAGAGCUAUGGAGGGUUUUGUGCGGUUACCUAUUUGAGCCAAGCACCUCAGGGACUUAGACAAGCUUUUCUAACUGGAGGAACUCCUCCACUUGGAAAUGGAUGCACUGCAGAUCUUGUCUAUAAAUUAUGCUUUGAUCAGGUUAUUCUGCAGAAUGAAAAGUAUUACAAGAGAUUCCCUCAGGAUGUUGAAAUUGUACGUGAUAUUGUGAAUCAUUUGGCUGAAUCUGAAGGAGGCGGGGUGCUUCUACCGUCAGGGGGUAUUUUAACCCCAAGAGUAUUGCAAACACUUGGACUGGAUGCUUUAGGAUCCAGUUCUGGUUUUGAGCGCUUACACUAUACGUUGGAGAGGGUCUGGGAUCCUGUAAUAGUUCCAGGAGCUCCAAAACAAAUUAGUUACUAUUUCUUGAAUGCUGUUGAAAAAUGGUUAGAUUUUGAUACAAAUCCACUUUUUGUUCUGAUGCAUGAGAGUAUAUACUGUCAAGGUGCUUCAUCACGGUGGGCAGCUGAAAGAAUAAUGGCUGAUUAUGAGGGCAAAUUUCAUCCAAUUAAGGCUGCAAAAGGAGGCCGUCCUGUUUUUUUUACAGGAGAGAUGAUCUUCCCUUGGAUGUUCGAUGAAAUUCAUGCCUUGAGACCUUUUAAAGAAGCUGCUCAUUUGUUAGCUGAGAAAAAGGAUUGGCCUCCCCUUUAUGAUGUUGCAACACUAAAUAAUAACAAGGUACCUGUUGCAGCUGCUGUUUAUUAUGACGAUGUGUAUGUCAACUUUAAAAUAGCUAUGGAGACAGCAUCUCAGAUAGCGGGAAUUAGGCUAUGGAUAACUAACGAAUACAUGCAUUCUGGUCUACGUGAUGAUGGAGGACAUGUAUUUGAUCACUUGAUGGGAAUGUUAAAUGGAAAAAGGCCUUUGUUCUGAUAUCUGUUACUGUACUGCGUUUAAUUUUAUUAUUUAAAAGCUGCAAUUUACCCAUCUCAUAAUUUUUUUUUUUUUAAAUUUCCAUCAUCUUAGAGCUCAAGACGAGACUUCUAUUGUACAAAACAACUUUUUAUCAAUCAAAAUCAAAUCUUUUUUAA
Molecule: messenger RNA, 1829 nt
Organism: Mangifera indica (mango)
Lineage: Eukaryota; Viridiplantae; Streptophyta; Magnoliopsida; Sapindales; Anacardiaceae
Product: proline iminopeptidase
Exons: 10
Coding region: 127-1671 (514 amino acids)
Biological process (GO): proteolysis
Molecular function (GO): peptidase activity
Source: RefSeq, a predicted model, not a curated record